Monopterus albus (swamp eel) is the source of this 1582-nucleotide messenger RNA. RefSeq names its product homeobox protein Hox-D3-like. The transcript is spliced from 2 exons. Gene Ontology annotation, molecular function: RNA polymerase II cis-regulatory region sequence-specific DNA binding; DNA-binding transcription factor activity, RNA polymerase II-specific. Lineage: Eukaryota; Metazoa; Chordata; Actinopteri; Synbranchiformes; Synbranchidae. Gene Ontology annotation, biological process: embryonic skeletal system morphogenesis; anterior/posterior pattern specification; regulation of transcription by RNA polymerase II. The record is from RefSeq and is a predicted model, not a curated record. The coding region runs from base 81 to 965 and encodes 294 amino acids. Gene Ontology annotation, cellular component: nucleus.
GAUAAUAGGCAAGACAAAAGUCCUAACUACUGUAGAGGGAUUCCUGGGUUUUAUUUGAGACAGUCUGAUGAGCUGGCUCCAUGGAAGCCCAACAGUCUGCCCUCCCAUUGCAGCUGCAUGGCAACAUCUUGGGCUCUGGACAAGUGCCAAAACUAAGUGCGGGAUACAAUGAAGCAGGAAGAGGCGGAGGAGGCCGAGAAGCAGAACUUAAUCAGCACGACAUGACCUCCUCUGCUCAUGUCAGUUCCAGGUUGAACCCAGAUGAAGAGUUUCCGAGCCCACUGGAGCCUCUGGUUCACUGCCGUGCCAAGGGCAAGCUGGACAUCAAGAGUAGGAGCUGCGGUCUACUCACCAUCUGCCACUCAGGAGUAAUUUUUCCCUGGAUGAAUCCAAGGACAACUGACUCUGAACAAUCUGUCAGCAGUGGUGUGGCGGCCGGUCUAGCAGGCAGAGGAAGACAUGGUGUGAGGAGAGAGAGAACAGCCUUCACCAACAGCCAGCUGCUAGAGCUGGAAAAGGAGUUCCACUUUAGCCCCUACCUGUGUCGUCCUCGGAGGCUGGAGAUGGCCGCUGGACUGCAGCUCACCGACCGCCAGAUAAAGAUCUGGUUUCAGAACCGCAGAAUGAGGUACAAGAAGGAGCAUGGGAGUGGAAAGGCAACAGGUUUAUUCCAGCAGUCUUCAUGCAACCUCUCCCCCAGCUUGGGCUCAAGUGCAGACAACCUGAUGCUUCCUGGCAAAUGUAUUGUUCAAACUUCCUCUUCUUCAGACCUGCACUUCAUGGAUUAUGCUCCUCUGGCCUCCUCUCUCCUUGGCUCUCAGUUUGAUGGCAGCGGUGGUCAGUGUAAUCACCCUGCAGACCUUCCCCAUCUGAGCUGCAUACUUCCAGCUGUUGCCGGUGGUCUACGGCCCUCCUGUACGGGCGUGGAUAGUCAUCACCAUGCUGGCAUUUCAAACUGGCCCUAGGGCUCCAUAAUAACCACCCCUCCUGUUCUCAUCAGAAUCUCAGCGAUACAUCCACUAUCACUUACUUAUGAAAGACUGGGGGACGUCUGAUUAGAAUCCCAGGUGGACACACCCUUUCAUUAUUCUUGAAACAUUUUAAUUAAACUAUGUGAACAUAUUAAAGGAGAGCUACAGUACAGUGCUGUCACUGUGGGUUUGCCGCUCUGGUUGUACAUGCAUGACAUGCAACACAAGACCUUUCUUUGAGCAGUUAAUAAUGACAUGGUUUUUGCUGUGAUUUUGUGGCUUUUAUGUUUGUAUCGUGUUGCAUGUUUAAUGCAUGUGAGAAUCAUACUAAGAGGAAGUUUUCUGUAUCCCGCUAUUGGCAGGUAAAAGCUAAGUGGUUGUUAUAUUUUGCAAGUGUCACAUUAGGCCUCUUUUUUCAUUAUGUACUGUAAAUCAUAGGUCAUUUAUGUAAAAUGUUGUGACUUUGAAAUGGACAAAGUAUGUUCAUAUUGACUGAUGUUAUAUUUUUGUUAUAGCCAUUAAAGAAUAUGGCAACUCUUUGAUACUGUUUUUGAUAAAUUGAGAUGUCACGUACUGUAUGCCUAAUAAAUGCAUUUGGGGGAAAAAAAAAC